UGUAGUAGUAAUUGAUGAGUGAUGACGGAGGUGAAAAUACUUUUUAGGGUAGAUGAAUUGGGAUGUUUAAAUGCAUCUACGUAAUUGCGACUAUGUAUUUUGUAAGUAUGACUUUUGAGUGUGUGUGUGUGUGAGAGAGUGUGUCUAUAUUUAAUGUAUAUGCUUUAACGAGGUGUCUUUUAUUGAUAUGUGCCCAAGCUGUAUAAUAUGUUUGGUUAUAUGUAUGAAUAUAUGAAUAUAAACUAAAUAUAUAUGAAUACUGUAUACACCUUUAAGUAUGGAUAUUUUAAUAAUACUUUAAUUUUAUAAUAUGUUUAGGUGUUUGUGAUACCUAAUUAAUGUCGAUGUAUAUAAUAUGUAACUAUAUAAGUAUCUAAAUAAUGUAUGAACCUAUGGGUAUAUGAGUGCAUGUGUGUUGCUAGAGAAAUGUGUGAAUGAGACUCAUCGACAUAUGUAAACGAUUAAACGAUUGACCAUAUAUAUAUAUAUAUAGGUAAUUAUAAAUAUUUCUGUAUGUUGUCGGGGAGAGGAAUGAGUGAAUGCAAACGUAUGUAUCUAUAUUUCAACGUGUAUAUUUUGAGGAUAAAAUUUUUUACAAGUUUAUGUUUGUGUGUGUGUGUGCUUGAGAUUUAUUCUCAUGUUCAUGUAUAUAUAACGUAUGCUUAGCGAGAUGUUAUCUAUUCGAAUUAUUUGAUUGUAUAUAAUAUUUAAACUGUAUAAUAAUAUGUUAAAUAAUAUGUAGGUACGUUGUGUGUAUGUUAUGUAUUGUGUAUGUGCAAGUGUGCGCGUACUGUGUUUUAGAUUAGACAUUAAAAGAUUAUGUUAACAUCACUGUGAUGACUGAUGACGUAGAUAUAAUAACGCGACGGUGCAGGGCUCGCGUGCGUUCGGGCCAGCCCUUGGUAGGGUAUAGUAGUGGUGGGAGAACUUAUACCACAGAAUAGAUGAAAUUUCAUCUAUUCUGUGCUUAUACCUCGCGUACGUAUGCGAGCGAUUGUCGUAAAAAUCAGUUGAAUGAGAUAACAUUUAUCAAUUAAGUAUAUGGGAAUAGGUGGCCCAGUGGUACAGUGCUCGGUUGGCAAGCGGUUAUUUUCCACGCGCGGCGGCAAUGUUGGCUGGUGGCAGAUAAUAGGUAGGUAGAGCCACAGAAUAGAUGAAAUUAAUUUCAUCUAUUCUGUGGUAGAGCGGUGUGGCGGGGAAUGUGUUACAUGCACGUUAUGUGAUAGAUGAUGAUAAUUCGUUAUCAUUUGAUAAAAUUUGUAUCUUUCAACGGUUUGGUUUUAUACGGGAAAAAAAUGUUCAAUAAACCAUACAUUAUUCCUAUAGAAAAGAUAGACCUCCAAGACGAUAAAUGCAACAUAAUCAGGUUGGUAGAUACCCAGAAAAAAUACCUCCCGGGGACAGUGUGCUCGAGGUUCGCCGCUUUCGUCACCUCACCGACUGUCCGAAGGCUGACCGGAGACCCGCGAGCAAGACGUCUUCUGCAGCAUCGUCUCCAACUGGACAAUCCUGGCUUGGAGUUUGGCAUUUUUCGCGGAGUUGGCGUUCAGUUGGGCCUGCAACCGCUUGUUGUCCUCGUGCAGCUCUUUGCCGCUGCACGUGACCGGUGCCGGCUUGCGCUCCAACGCCACGACCGACAUCUCUUCCACGGCCAUCCGCAACCGAUCCACGUGGGACCACGCGACCCCCAGCUCGGCCGUCAGUCUCUUGGUCAUCGUCCGCAACUCCGCCUUGUUCGGUCGGCUUCGGCGAGCACCGUCAAGUUGGUUGCACCUCCUCGGCCCGAUCCCUGUACGUCAACAGCUGGUCCAACAGUUUGUUGCUACACACCUGUAAACACGGGGACGUUGUAGUUUCGUUGGAAUAUUAAUUAAUCAAAAUACAAGCGAGUAUAAGUAGCUUUCGCGUUGUAAAUUAUUUUUCGUUGUAUAUGUAAUAGGUAUACCUAAUAAUUUCCAUUUGUCGAAAAAUGUUUGUUCAAAUAAAAUAAUUUUUUAAUUUUUUAACUAACUCGUAAUCCGUAAUCCGUAUUCAUAAUAAUAGGCAUUAUAUACUAUCUAUAUGUUUAAGGGCGGUAAAUUCUAAUCGACAACUCUAUGUAAAUAAUACGAAUACCAU
Acyrthosiphon pisum (pea aphid) is the source of this 2118-nucleotide messenger RNA. RefSeq lists its product as uncharacterized. Bases 1227 to 1853 code for a protein of 208 amino acids. The record is from RefSeq and is a predicted model, not a curated record. The transcript is spliced from 2 exons. Lineage: Eukaryota; Metazoa; Arthropoda; Insecta; Hemiptera; Aphididae.